AUGGCACAAUUAAAAGCAGAUCUUUCAAAUUUGGAAGAAUGUCUUCCAAGUACACUUUCACAAGAACAAAGAGCAGUUGCUAAAACACAAUUCUAUAAAGAAUUAGCAGAGAAAGUACAUAAAUUUUAUAAAGGAAAGAUUCAAAUAAUGCCAAAAUGUACACUUGCAGGAUUUAAUUGGUUUAAUGCAUAUUAUACACCAGGAGUAUCAAGAAUUUCAACUAAUAUUAGAGAUAAUAAUGAUUCAUCAUUAUUUUAUUCAUUAAGAGGAAAUUUUGUAGGAGUAGUUUCAGAUUCUACAAGAGUUCUUGGAGAUGGAGAUGUUACACCACCAGGAGGACUUGGAGUUAUGGAAGGAAAAGCAUUAUUAAUGAAAUAUUUAGGAGGAAUUGAUGCAGUACCAAUUUGUAUUGAUUCAAAGAAUAAAGAAGGAAAGAAUGAUCCCGAUGCAGUAAUUGAAUUUGUUCAAAGAAUUCAACAUACAUUUGGAGCUAUUAAUUUAGAAGAUAUUUCACAACCAAAUUGUUAUAAAAUUCUUGAUGUUCUUAGAGAAACAUGUGAUAUUCCAGUAUGGCAUGAUGAUCAACAAGGAACAGCAUCAGUUACACUUGCAGGAUUAUUAAAUGCAUUAAAAUUAGUAAAGAAAGAUAUUCAUGAAUGUAGAAUGGUAUUUAUUGGAGCAGGAUCAUCAAAUACAACAUGUCUUAGACUUAUUGUUACAGCAGGAGCUGAUCCAAAGAAAAUUGUUAUGUUUGAUAGUAAAGGAUCACUUCAUAAAGAAAGAGAAGAUAUUAAAAAAGAUACAAGAUUUUAUAGAAAAUGGGAAAUUUGUGAAAGUACUAAUCCAACUAAAUUUGGUAGUAUUGCAGAAGCAUGUGUUGGAGCAGAUGUAUUAAUUUCACUUUCAACACCAGGACCAGGAGUAGUUAAAGCUGAAUGGAUUAAAUCUAUGGGAGAAAAACCAAUUGUAUUCUGUUGUGCUAAUCCAGUUCCAGAAAUUUAUCCAUAUGAAGCAAAAGAAGCAGGAGCAUAUAUUGUAGCAACAGGAAGAGGAGAUUUCCCUAAUCAAGUUAAUAAUUCAGUUGGAUUCCCAGGUAUUCUUAAAGGUGCAUUAAUUGUUAGAGCAAGAAAGAUUACAGAUAAUAUGGCAAUUGCAGCAUCAAGAGCACUUGCAGAAUUUGCAGAAAAAAGAGGUAUUAAUCCAGAUAAUAUUAUUGGUACUAUGGAUGAACCAGGUAUUUUCCCAAAAGAAGCAGCUGAUGUUGCUAUGCAAGCUAUUAAAGAUGGAGUUGCACGUGUUACUGAUCUUACUUGGCAACAAGUUUAUGAUAUUGCAGAACAUGAUAUUAAAGAAGCAAGAGAAUCAGCACAACUCUUACAAGAUUCAAAACAUAUUGUUGACUUCCCACAAGAAACUCUUAAUGAGUGUCUUGCUUAUGCUAUUAAUAAAGUCACAGGAAAAUGA
Molecule: messenger RNA, 1464 nt
Organism: Entamoeba dispar SAW760
Lineage: Eukaryota; Evosea; Mastigamoebida; Endamoebidae
Product: malic enzyme, putative
Exons: 1
Coding region: 1-1464 (487 amino acids)
Molecular function (GO): NAD binding; malate dehydrogenase (decarboxylating) (NAD+) activity
Source: RefSeq, a predicted model, not a curated record